This is a messenger RNA of Nerophis lumbriciformis (worm pipefish), 2237 nucleotides long. RefSeq names its product taxilin gamma (gene txlng). Lineage: Eukaryota; Metazoa; Chordata; Actinopteri; Syngnathiformes; Syngnathidae. Gene Ontology annotation, biological process: regulation of cell cycle. The record is from RefSeq and is a predicted model, not a curated record. Gene Ontology annotation, molecular function: syntaxin binding.
UGGAAGCAGUGCUAACUUCAAUACAACAUUCAACAUCCGGGGACAUCCAAGUAACAUUAUUUUGAAAAGCGUCUAACCGGACAUUGCUUGUUAUUUUCAUCCUCUUGGUGAUCCUGUUAUCAAGUACCCGGCACCACAGCAAAAACAGUUUCUGGUUCGACUUCAUGGAGACUGCAGGACUCUGUGAGAUUGACGUGGCAACCAGAAGAAUAGUUGGGGGCAAUGAUUCACCAACUGACCUCGACAGCCCUUUUCAGGAGGAGGUUGCUGAGUUUGCCAUAGAAUUGUGUUGCACUGAGGAAGAGAGAGGAGAGACCCCGGGCAGAGAGGACAGUCCCAGAGACCUGGGAGAUGUGGAGCUUGACCUAGGAGGAGAAGCAAAGUCUGGAGACGACAGAAGCUUUGGCGAAGAAGUUGUGUUACUAAUGCAGGCUCUGAACUCACUAGCUACACCUGAAGAAAAACUGGCAGCUCUGUGCAAGAAAUACGCUGACCUGUUGGAGGAAAGUCGUUGCAUGCAAAAGCGUCUGAAGACCCUGCAGAAGAAACAGUCACAAAUUGUAAAAGAGAAGAUUCAUCUUCAGGGCGAGCACAGCAAAGCAAUCUUGGCCCGCAGCAAGUUGGAGAGCCUCUGUAGGGAGCUACAGAGACACAACAAGACUUUGAAGGAGGAGAAUGGCCAGCGGUCUCGGGAGUAUGAGGAGCAACGCAAGGAAGUCAUGCUGCACUUCCAGAUGACUUUAAGUGAUAUUGAGGUCCAGAUGGAGCAACACAGCUCUCGCAACACAAAGCUGAGGCAGGAAAACAUGGAGCUUGCUGAAAAACUCAAAAAGCUCAUUGAGCAGUAUGAGCUCAGGGAAGAGCACAUAGACAAAGUGUUCAAGCACAAAGAGCUACAGCAACAGUUGAUGGAUGCUAAGUUGCAAAGGAUCACUGAAAUGAUGAAGGAAGUGGAGGAUAAACAACAAAGAGAGGGAGACCUUCUGCUGAAAGAAGCCUUGGCAUCGAGGCACAAGUGUGAGCUGAUGAAGGAGCAAGAACUCCAGCUCAAGCAACAGCUUUCUCUUUACAUGGACAAAUUUGAGGAGUUUCAGAGCACUCUGGCUAAAAGCAACGAUGUCUUCACCACUUUCAGACAAGAAAUGGACAAAAUGACCAAUAAGAUCAAGAAGCUGGAAAAGGAAACAACACAGUGGAGGACAAAAUGGGAGAGCAACAACCAGGCUUUGCUGCAGAUGGCAGAGGAGAAAACCUUGAGCGAUGGCCACUUCAAGGCCCUGCAUGGCAAGCUGGAGCUUCUGGAGAGGCUGUGCAGAGCCCUGCAGAAGGAGAGGAACGACCUCAACAACCGGUUGUGCCUCCUGCAGGAGCAAGGUAAUGAAGGGAACCUGGCUCCUGCCGAGGCCCUGCCAACAGCGCUUUUAACAGGGGAGGAUGACGUGCAGGUAGUAGAUAAAAAAGAGAAUGAGCAGCUGACACAGGGCAAGCAUGUCCAUGAAGCUCCCAGACCACCUGAAGUUAAGGGCACACCAUCCCCUGAAACAACAUCCUGCCGGCCAGUAGACGUGGACACGCUGCACGACUGACCGUCUUAGACGUGUGUGCGCACUGAAGUGUUUGUUAGGUGCCACUUACCGAACUUACCAGUGAGACAUCUUCAACGGAGAUGAGAUUUCCUUUCUAAAUUUCUGAUUUGCCUGUCUGUUUUCUACAUGAGGAAUAAAGUUAUUUGUGUGUUCAUGUCAGAAGAUUUAGAUGGUAAACAAUGUUCAUGUUUGCACUGCUUUUAAUAACUACACUUGGUGAGCACUUUGUACUCCCUUUUCUACGAUAACUAUUUUCAUAGGAAAUGUUUUGCAUAGUUAAUUUGGAUUUAAAAUUGAAAAUGUAUUCAUACCUCGCUAUCAUUUUGUUUAAACAUAGAAGUGCUAAUUCCACCUGCCACUUAUCUGAUUGUGAUUUGGAGAGAAUGUACAGUUUCCCGUCUGUCCUCGCCACAGUGUAGUAAAUAUAAUUUACACAGAACGUUAAGAUUGUUUCCAACUUGCACACACGAUUACAUUGAAGUACAUCGCAAUUUUGUCAUCAUUUAUGCUUCUACAUGCUACAAAAAUUGAACUGUCUUUUUGUGAGCAAGCGGUCAGUUUUUGAAAAUUAUUCUUCAAAAUGUUCAUUUGAUUUAUAGCAGAAUUUAUUAUUUUCCCAGCUAUUGGAAUAAGGGAUGUAAAAAUAAACAU